Messenger RNA from Danaus chrysippus (African queen), 4512 nucleotides. The record is from the annotation of a GenBank genome assembly. NCBI's taxonomy places the organism in Eukaryota, Metazoa, Arthropoda, Insecta, Lepidoptera, Nymphalidae.
AUGGAGGCAGACGCGGCUGUCGAAGAGUUUGUUACUAUAGUGCCGGUUGGAGAAAAUAGUAUUGUUGAAGAGGAUCCAGAAUUUGUCACAGUACUCAACGUCAGUGUUACAAAAGGCGGCGCUGAAGUUGUUGUAAACAGGCCACGUGGUGCUCGAUUAGGUCUAGGACUAAAGUUUGAAGGUGGAUCAGCUGCAACAGAGAAAGUUCGAAGACUAUUGGUACAAUCAUGUGCGGAAGAUAGUCCUGCUGCGAAUGCUUCUACUCCCUGGGGUAAAUUGAUAUCAGGGGAUGAAAUUUUAGCUAUAGAUGGGACACCAGUAUCUGAGUUAACAAGAAUCGAAUGUGUACGCCGUUUAAAAGAUUCAGAUGAAAGUUUAGUUCUUCUUGUCAGACAUUUUGAAACAUUGAAUAAAGUAGAUCAGCAUAACAUGGAAACAAAAGAAACAGCAAUGACUGAGUCGAAAACUUUUGUUGAUAUAUCAAGACCUCUGACUUUACCUCCCCCCGUCCCUCCAAGGAAAUUGGGUAAGAAAAAUUCCUUUAAGGAUAAAACGACCCUUCAAACUGUGGGCGAACAGAACGCUCUCAUAAAUUUAAAUCUGCCUGACAAUGGUAACGAUAAAGAUAGCAUUAUAAGUGCAUUGGUCCAUCAACAUUCGAUGGUUUCAACUAUGAACAAAUUAUCACGGAAAUCGUCUUUUGAUAGCCAUAUCCAUCGUCAAACUAAGGAAAGUUUUGCACACUUAAAAAAAGGUUCUCCUGAAGAAGUGAGGCGUCUAGUACGUCGGCUAUCAGAUGGUAAAGCUAUACCACCAGAAGCUGAAGUUUAUAUUGAUUUACUUUCGAAUGAGUGGGAGCGCUGUCUUGUCUUAGCAGAUGCUGAAUCAGACGAUACAGGUAGUUCCAUAUCUACUGUAGUCGAUAGACUAGGAUCUAUGGCUAGUUCUGUUGAGAAUAGUAUUCCUUCAACGCCAGUUAUGCAACAGAAAUCAAUUGAUAUUCAAAAAGUACUCAAUAGUAUUGAAAAUAUAGAUUCUGAUAUAUUAAAAGACAUGACGAAUGUGAAAUAUUCUGAAACUAAAGUAGAUAGAAAUGAUGAUCUUAAAAGAUGUUUAAGAAAUUCUAUGACAAAUGGACAAAAACUUUCAAAUACAGUUACAGAAAAUAUAAAACCAAAACAAUGUGAAAACGAUAACAAUAACAACGAAACAUCUAAAACUUUAGCACCGAACGAUACGUCAGCGAUAAAUGACAAGAAAAUGAAGGAGGAUAUAGUGCUCGAUAAGCCUAAACCAAUGCCACGUAGCACUAAAGUAGAACGUUCUGCAAGUGAAAAGAAACGUCGUCCUGUUCCAAUACCAGAAGUACAGCCUCCUAACAUUUCGGAACCACUUUUAACACCUACAAAGAAAACAUGUAUUGAGUCGUGGUUACAGCGCUCAGAAGCUGAAAUGCAGAAUACCCCGACAGAAAAAAUAGAGGAACCUGCUAUUCCUGAAGCAUUACCACGUCUCAUUGAUUUUGUCCCCAAGAAUCAGUACAAAGAAAAAAGUAAUGAAUCUCCAUCAUGUGUUAGACCUACAACGGCACCUCCUCCCCCACCAGUACCACCACCAGAGACCAGAGAAGAUGGAUCGGGAGCAUCACUUGAUACAAUUGGCGAACUUGAUGAAUCCUGCGACGUGGUAGACAACGCGAAACUAACGAAGGAUAUAGAGUCGAAUAAAAGAAAAUCACAUUACGAGAGAAACUUCUGGGACGAUCGAGUUAACAGAAGUGACGCCGAAGACAAAAGCCUUUCUAACGAUGAAACUCCAUUGCCUUCUUGUCCUCGACAACCUCCCGAUGGAGUAGAGACACCUUCUGAUGUUGUUGAAAAAGUCCCAGACCUACCAACAAGAUUACCCCCAACUACUUGGAUAAGUACUCGAUCUAGAUACUCAUAUGCAUCUCGGACUCAAGACGCCAGAAGUGAAGCUAGUGUUAAAGAUAAAAUUGCGAUGUUCUCUGUUGACCUCGCUGCGUCAUCAGAUCGAUUGGAUAAGUGUGGUACGUUACCGGUCAGAUCACAUUCGAUAGUAAGAAAAAAUGCACCUUCUUUUAAAAAUGAUUACACAGAGAUAUCAUCCUUGGAUCGACGUCUAACAAAAUCUCAAGAUAAUUUGGAUGAGACACCUCGGUCAUAUAAACGGAACUUAGACAGACCUGAGGUGCUUGGUGCUUUGGAAAACUCACGUAUCGAAAAGAAAGGUUAUAGGUCAAAGCCAUCAGAUAUGUUCGGUAAACCCUUAUUCUAUGGGAGUACGACAACUUUGCCUACUAAUAUAUCACCUAAUAAAUCUAUUUAUCAUGCACGUAGUAUAAGUGAUGAUAACGGCAACAAAAAUUCUGCUUCACAUAAAUCUAAUCUUGAGUAUUUGAUAGAGCAAAGAAAGAAGUCAAUGUCAAAGUUGCGUGGUUUGGUAAUACCUGAAGUUCAAGCUCCUAUUGUAGACUUGCCUGAAAUUAAGGUCAAGGAUCCACCACCAAAAACUUUACUUCAUAAUUUCUCACAAAUCCAAACAACAAAGGAAAGUAAAAGCGGGUCUAAAAAUCCUUUAUUUGUGUCAGAAAAUAAAUGGAAUACCAGCUUUUUAACGAAUAAUAUACCAAAAUAUUCGCCAGCAUUCAAACGAAAAUAUCUGCAAGUUUAUACGCCUUCUCUAUCAAAGGAAUCAACUCCAGAGAGAAAAUUGCCUUCAAAGGUAGACACAAAUGAAAGAAUUAUGAACUAUAACAAUUCUUUUACAUCUAAACCUGCUAGAAUUACACAAGAAUACCCGAAAUCAACGAACAAGUCGACGCAAUUGUUAAACAAAGAAUUCUAUAAAAUUAACUCUAAUGAUAAAAAUAAUGACUUUAAAAAUUAUGAAAUACGAAUUUGCACUACUACAGAUGUUGUGGAUAGUGAUAACGAUUCUGCCAUGAGUUCUACUCAAUCAAGCUAUCGUUCUUCAGCUUCUUCACCUAUGCAUAAUAUGGACCAUUUAGAAUCAGAUAGCUCACGAUUGUCUCCCAAACUUUCCAACUACAAUACGUAUUCUAUCGUAAAAACGGAAAUCCCGAACAAGUUACAACCCAUCUCUCAAAAGAACUAUGAGGAAUAUAGCAAAAGAAAAGUUUGCCGAUCUAUGUCUUCGGACACAAAUAUCUCCCUUAGUUCUUCAGCAGGUUCUGCUGCUACAUCAGGAUCACAAGCAAGUUGUAGCUCUCUUGAAAGUUCUGUGGCUGACUCAGAUAAGAGAAAAGUUUCAACAAUAUAUAAUGUGGAUACAAUAAAUCGAAGGAACAUUGUAGCUUCUUCAAAGUGUAGAAGCGGAAGAGAUGUAACGCUUACAUCCCCAGUUAUUGAAACUAAGUUCUCGCAUGAGUCUUACAACAGAUCUCCUAGUCCAACACACAAACCGUCUGAUCGCCUUUCGACGCUCACAUCAACAGUGAGCGCUGUAGCGAAUAAAGGUGAAAACAGACGACGUAAUAAAAAAAUUGUUUCUGAUUCUGAUUCUGAUAAUGAAGAAAAUAUCAGACAGCGCAAACCUGACUAUAAGACUACAAGAUUAAAACGUAAUUCUAGUACAACGAAUAAAAAUAAUAAAUAUAGUGACAAUGUCCAGGUAACAGAAGUAAUAGAAAAAGAAUCGGUUUUGAAAGAAAAAGCUUCAAAGGGGAAAGAUUUUAAUAACGAAAUUCAAGAUAAUCAGAAGGAUUUAGACAAAAAGAAAUCUGAAGUAAUCAGCACUACGGGUCUAACGAAAUUCGAAAAGGAUAAAGAAAAAAGAAAUGGAAUUACACCUAAAAAUGACGUUCCUGUUAAAUUGCAGAAUGUUAAGCCUGUAUCUGUCCCUGUGAUAAAUUCUAAUAAUUCGUUAGAGAAACCAGUGAAGGUGACUACACAAGUAAUACGUCUUAUAAAGGGAGCUGGUUCUGGAGUUGGUCUUAUAUUAGCAGGUGGAAUCGAUUGUGAGGCUAAGGAUGUAACAGUACAUCGUGUGCUAGAGGAUAGUAUAGCAGCAAAAGCUGGGAUCAAGAGGGGAUCAAAAAUUCAAAGUAUAAACGGCAAUGCUAUGAGCGGAAUGACCCACGCUCAGUCCGUAAAAGUAUUAAAGGAACAGCGUUCAGAAGUCAUUAUAGAAAUAGAACUUCCUGAUAACAGAAAUCUUAAAGAUUGCGGCUCUCAACAUUCGGAGUCGAAAGAACAACAGGAAAUGGACGUUACAAAAUUCCGCAACAAUUCAGGCCGUUCAAUUGUGACUGUUAUAUUAGAAAAAGCCGGGGGUGGUGCUGGAUUGGGUUUUGGCUUAGAUGGAGGAAGAGAUUCUCCUCAAGGAGACAAACCUUUGACUAUAAAAAAGCUGUUUGCCGGAGGUGCAGCUGCUCAAAGUGGGAAAAGUUUUGGUUGGCGCAGAACUGCUCUCUGCUGGUGGACAAGCUAUGGAGGGAUUUACUCGUACUCAAGCGUGGGCUGCACUUAA